AUGGAACAUCUCAUUCGCACUAGAGAUCUUCUCAAAACCACCUUACACCAAUCCACCCAACUAGACCUCCAAAUCCACCAAACCACCACCAAUCUCUCCCGUAUCAAUUCUUCCAAAUCCCACAUCACAAACAUCCCCUCUCUCUCCACCCUCCACCACCACCUCCACCGUGCACUUCCACCCGUUUCCGCCGUCUUCCAGGUCUACCAAGUGGUGGAGGAGCUCGGGGGUUUACUCUCAGACCACCACCCAUCUCCCGACCUCCACCACCACCUCUCUCUCCUCAAAAGAUUCAGCCAAGCACUCACUCUUCUCACCAACACAUGCAACUUAGCCAUCCUAUGGGUGGAAGACAUCAACACAACCAUUGUUGACAACCUCUACCACUCCAAUGUCUCUAAAACUCUCCAUAUACUUAAAGAGUUGCAAAGGUUUGAAGAACGUUCUCUUCUCAAACAUGGAAUUCUAAAUGUUGCUUUUGAGAAUUUAAAACAUGAAUUCACAACUCUUUUAAUCGAAAACAGUUUCCCUCUUCAAGUUCCUUUGUCUCUUUUCUCAUCUGGUGAUGAUGAAAGUGAUGUAUUUGAUCCAAUACCAGAAGCUUUACCUUUCCCCAUUGUCAAAAACCUACAAGAUAUCGUUGCAUGCUUUUCAUGCAACAAUCUUGUGGACCAAUGCAUUCAUGUUUAUAUAAAGAUCAGGGGCACAAUUGUCCAUAGAAGUUUAGAAGGUCUUGAUUUGGAUUAUUUGGAGAUUACAUUAACAGAAUUUCAUAGCGUGCAAGAAGUAGAAGGUUAUAUAGACGAAUGGGGGAGACAUUUGGAGUUUGUAGUUAAGCAUCUUCUUGAACUUGAGUACACACUCUGUGAACACGUGUUUAGUAAGAGCAUUGAAGUCAACGUGUGGAAAUAUUGCUUUUCCAAAAUCGCCCUCCAAUCGGGAAUACAGAGUUUUAUCAAAUUCGGGAACACAAUUACAAAGUGUAAGAAAGAAGCAAUCAAACUUUUCAAGCUCCUAGACAUCUUUACCACUCUCAACAAUCUCAGACAAGAUUUCAACAGAAUUUUUGGUGGAAAAGGAAAACCAUGUUCAGAAAUUCAAAGUCAAACUAGGGGAUUACUCAAGAAUGUGGUCAAUGGGGCAUGUGAAAUUUUUCAAGACCUUAAAGCACAAGUUGAGCUACAAAGACUAAACGACCCUCCACCAGAUGGGACAAUUCCAAAAUUGGUUAUCUUUGUAACAGAAUAUGCUAACGAGUUGUUAGAUGAUGAAUACAAACAUGAACUUGAACAAGUUCUAAAGAUCCACUCCAGUUGGCAUAAUGAAAGUAAGUUCACAAAGGGAAUUGUUUCAGUUGAAAUUAAAAACAUAGUGAAAUCACUAGAACUUAACUUGGACACAUGGGCAAAAAGAUAUGAAGAUGCUUCUUUAUCUUAUAUUUUCUUGAUGAACACCAGUUGCUACUUGAGCAAACAUCUAAAGGGUACAAAGCUUGGGGAUCUAAUGGGGGAAUCUUGGAUAAAACGACAUGAAGUUCAUAUAGAAUACUACACAUCACUUUAUUUGAAAGAAAGUUGGGGGAGAAUUCCAGCUUUAUUAAGCAACAAUGACAGAAACAAAAUGAAAGGAUUCAAUGAUGUAUUUGAUCAAGUGUUUAGAAAACAAUCUGAAUGGGUGUUGUGUGAUAGAGAUUUGAGAUGGAAAACUUGCCAGAUGAUUAUGGAAGUUGUAGUCCCUGUUUACAAGACCUUAGUGGAAAGUGGAGCUACUCAUAGUCCUAAUAGUAAUAAGUAUUUAAAAUAUAGUGAUGAGAAAAUAGAGAAUAUGUUGACUUCCAUGUUUAGGUCAAAGUUGGAUAAGUAUGGUUCUAGUGCCAAGUGUACAAGCUUGAUGGGGAAGAUCAAGAAUGUUGUUACAGGUCAUUUCUCACCAGCAAAUGUUGCAGCUUGA
This is a messenger RNA of Lactuca virosa, 1950 nucleotides long. Lineage: Eukaryota; Viridiplantae; Streptophyta; Magnoliopsida; Asterales; Asteraceae. The record is from the annotation of a GenBank genome assembly.